Molecule: messenger RNA, 5115 nt
Organism: Conger conger (European conger)
Lineage: Eukaryota; Metazoa; Chordata; Actinopteri; Anguilliformes; Congridae
Gene: dnmt3bb.1
Product: DNA (cytosine-5-)-methyltransferase 3 beta, duplicate b.1
Exons: 22
Coding region: 244-2721 (825 amino acids)
Biological process (GO): negative regulation of transcription by RNA polymerase II
Cellular component (GO): nucleus
Molecular function (GO): DNA (cytosine-5-)-methyltransferase activity, acting on CpG substrates; DNA binding
Source: RefSeq, a predicted model, not a curated record
UGAGUACUGUGACAAAAAAGAGCGAGAGGGUUAGAGAGCAGGGGGGAUGAAGGGAAAAUUGCACCAUACAUAUUAGCCCCCAGGGCUUAGAGGCGUCCGUAUAUGCAUGGGUUUGACUGUGACACACUGUGACACCUUGGCAACCGCAGAACUCUCAGAGGGAACCAUUGGACCAAUCAAUCUCAACUCUCUCUCGCUCCACAGACUGCAGCUGCGGCAACAGGAUAGAUAAACAGGACCGUGAUGCCAUCAAACAAGUGCCCUUCGGCCAUCAUGGGAGAAAGUGACAAGAUGACAGCGACGGCUGCCGUGAAUGGAGACAUGUCUGCUGUGGAGAGUCUGUCAGAGAAUGACAGUGGCUUGGGGAUGAAUAAUGAGAACAGCCCGCUGACUGCUGCUGACCCCCCUUCACCAUUCAGCCCCAGGCAGAAUGGAGGCGCUGCCUCCCCCCCAGAUACAGAUAUGAACCAGCUCUCAGGUGGCAGGAAGAGGACCCGCAAGCGCUCUGAGACUGAGGAUGAGUGCCUCUGGGACUCCUACAGUGAGGAGGACAAAUCUCGGGCCGGAGCAGUCUGUGAAACAGGCCUCAGACAGCGGCCACCUCCCAGGACCAUUUUCCAGGCUGGCUUGACGCCACACAGUAAGCCCCGCUGCCGUGACCGAGGCCGGCAGGGCAAGCAGGAGCGAGGCAGUCCUCUGUGCCAGGCCUUCAUCGGUCCCUGUCUCAUGGCCGGCGGAGUGGUGGAAGGCCCUUCCCUGGAGCUGCUGGAGCAGGACUCAAAAGACUCAGCGCAGAGCAGCGCCACGUCUUCCUCUCUGGCUUCUGCCGAAACCGCCAGUCAGCCUGAGUACAAGGACAACAAAGGCUUUGGCAUCGGGGAGCUGGUGUGGGGCAAGAUCAAAGGCUUCUCCUGGUGGCCGGGCAUUGUGGUGACCUGGCGAGCCACGGGCAAGAGGCAGGCCUCCCAUGGCAUGAGGUGGCUGCAGUGGUUUGGAGAUGGCAAGUUCUCAGAGGUUUCUGCAGACAAGCUUGAUUCCAUCACUGCCUUCCCAAAGUUCUUCAACCAGGCCUCCUACACCAAACUGGCAUCCUAUCGGAGAGCCAUCUUCCAAGCUCUGGAGAUGGCCAGCAUGCGUGCACAGAAGACAUUCCAGCCAUCAGAGUCGGACAACCCAGAGGACCAGGUGAAGCCCAUGUUGGACUGGGCCAAUGGGGGCUUCCUGCCAAAAGGGUCUGAGGGACUCAAACCCACAGAGAACUCUGAAAAUGGAUCACUCAAUCACCAGGUCCUGGACGUUAGUCUGCCGGAGUACUUCCCCACAGCCAAGAGACCAAAGCUUAACUUGUGCAAGGCCAAGCAGGGCACUGAAGAUGUCUACAGCAGAGAGCAAAUGGUCCAUGAAAUCUUGAAGAAUAACAGAAGCAUAGAAGAAUUUUGCCUCUCUUGUGGGAAAACAAGAGUGGCAACCUUUCACCCACUUUUUGAAGGAGGACUUUGCCAAGCAUGCAAGGAUGUGUAUUUAGAGAUGUCCUACAUGUAUGACGAUGAUGGGUACCAGUCCUACUGCACGGUGUGCUGUGGAGGUCGGGAGGUGCUCCUCUGUGGGAAUGCCAACUGCUGCAGGUGUUUCUGUGUGGACUGCUUGGAUAUCCUGGUGGGGCCUGGGGCCUCAGACAGCGCCAGAGUGCUGGACCCCUGGCGCUGCUACAUGUGCCAGCCGGCCCUGCUGUACGGCACGCUGCAGCGCCGUCACGACUGGAGCAUCAAGCUCCAGGAGUUCUUCAUCAACGACAACGGCCAGGAGUUUGAAAGUCCAAAGAUCUAUCCAGCCGUCCCGGCAGAGCAGAGACGUCCAAUCCGUGUCCUUUCUCUGUUUGAUGGUAUUGCCACAGGAUAUCUUGUGUUGAGAGACCUCGGCUUCAAGGUGGACCAGUAUAUCGCAUCAGAGGUGUGUGAAGACUCAAUUUCUGUGGGAGUCGUCCGACAUGAAGGAAGAAUCCAGUAUGUGCACGAUGUGCGGAACAUCACCCGGAAGAAUAUUGCAGAAUGGGGGCCGUUUGACCUGGUGAUUGGUGGAAGUCCAUGCAAUGAUCUCUCCAUCGUCAACCCAGCCAGAAAGGGCCUGUAUGAGGGCACCGGCAGGCUGUUCUUUGAAUUCUACCGGCUCCUGAGUGAAGCUAAGCCCAAGGAAGGAGAGGACCGGCCCUUCUUCUGGAUGUUCGAGAAUGUGGUUGCCAUGGGCGUCAACGAUAAGAGGGACAUCUCCCGCUUCUUGGAGUGCAACCCUGUGAUGAUUGAUGCAAUCGAGGUUUCAGCUGCACACAGGGCUCGUUAUUUCUGGGGGAAUCUACCUGGGAUGAACAGCGACUCUCAUUAUCUGUGUGACAGGCCACUGUGUGCCUCGGGAAUGGACAAACUGGAGUUGCAGGAUUGCCUGGAGCACGGACGUGUGGCAAAGUUUGGAAAGGUGCGCACCAUCACUACACGUUCCAACUCCAUCAAGCAGGGCAAAGACCAGCACUUCCCUGUCAUGAUGAGGGGGAAGGAGGACAUCUUGUGGUGUACGGAGCUGGAGAGGAUUUUUGGAUUCCCAGUGCACUACACAGACGUGUCCAACAUGGGUCGUGGUGCCAGACAGAAACUCCUGGGUCGGUCCUGGAGCGUACCUGUGAUUAGACACCUUUUCGCCCCCCUUAAGGACUACUUCGCUUGUGAAUAGUUCCAUGGGCUGUGCCCCUCAGUCUGGAUCAUUCACAGGAUGAAGAGAGUUCUGCACUGAACACCCAAAGGCCCCAUCCCAUACAGGACAGUGUAUUGAGGGAGGGAGGGAGUCUUCUACUCCAACUGAAACAGAUGUUGCAGAGCUGCCAUCUUCUCGGUUCAAAAGAUUUGUUUAGAUGUGCAGUCAGCAGCCAGAGACUUUUUAGACUGUGUUUUAAUCACAUGCGUCCGGCCUACGCCCCAACCUGAAGGACAGCUCCCUCCCAAAUUUUAUUAUUUUAUGUUUUUCGUGUGUGGAGUACUUCUAGUACAAUCUUUCUAUGAUUUAGAUUCCUGAAUCAUGUCUAGUAAGUCUAGAAUUCUGCCAUCCUCUCCCAGGUAAUGAUGUAAGUUGGUUUUACUUGCACCCAGAGCUUUUCACUGGUGUUUCCUGCUGAAGCAGAUGCUCACAUGUAGAAAAUGUUUUGUCAUUUUUAUAAGCGAUUGAAUCAUGCAAAUACAGCACAUUGAUUCAUAUAUCGAUAGAGCACUCUUUCAAAUAGGGGUUUAUAUUUUUGUAUUCAUUCUUAUAAAACGUCCGACUGCGAGUACAGAUUCCUUGUGUUGGCUGGGAGGGAAGGGUUGGACUCACAUCCAGUCAAACCCAUUAGCACUGUAUAGACAUCACAAAACAGAUGACAUUUUACAUUUUUGGAUAGAUUUUUCAUUUUCAGAUUAGAAUGUGAAUGGACGGGAGGUGUGUGAUUCUUGACAAUAAGUCAGCCAAUGUAAGCCCUAUGUUUAGGGCUAUACCUCAGUACCUAACCAUCAUGAUCUACAGGCAGCACUUUUCCCACCAAAUCUACUGUGAGAUUUUAACAAGGAAUGUCUUUGGUAAAGGUAUAUGCAAAACACUGUUUUUUAGACUUAACACUGUUAAUCUUUAUUUUUUUUUGAAGUGAAAAAAAAGAAAAACACUUUUUAAAACUCUGCAAUUUCAUUGGAUGGAUUUGUUUUUUUAAAUGACAAUCAGGUGACUUAAAAUCCGAAAAUGUCUUUUUUUAUUUGUUGCAAAACAAGUAUACAAAGUAUAAAAAGGGGGAAUACACGAGGCUAAUUGUACAUUUGACUACAUUCAGUAGCAGAAAUGUUAUUACUUGAAAAAAAUUAUGAACAAAAAACAAUCACAAUAGGGGUGAAAAGCUGAUAAAGAAUAUAGUGGGCUUUCACCAAAAACAAGUUGGCACUACCUCGACCUUCAAAGCCCAAAUACCGAGUAUAUUAAUCACACUCAAAAAUAUUCAAAUAUACAGAAUUACUUUUUGUUUCAUAUAGUCUAUAUUAUUUCACCUAUUUUAGUUAGUGGAAUGUUAUAGUGAUUGUGUACUGUAUGUGAUUCAUGAAAACAUGUUUACAAGUUAAACUGUCCUUCCUAUAUAGAAAUAUUUCAGGACAAAAGUGGAUGGAAGUAGUGAGCCUUAAUAUUGUUUAGUCCUUUUUCUUUGCUAGCUCAACUUUUUUUUACUAAUUGUGUUUUAUACUGUGCAGCAAAUUAGUGAUACAUCUGAUUCGCUUUUUUUGCUUGUUUUAAACUCAUGUUAAUUAAUGAUUUGAACAGUUCAACAAUAUAUAUAUACAUAUAUGUAUAUGUAUAUGUAUGUAUAUAUACACAUAUAUAUAUAUAUAUAUGCACGUUGUGCCUUUUAGAAUAUUCUUAUAUUUGAUUUCAAUAUUAACUUUGGUAAUCUGGCAGUAUUUCAGAUAGAUAUGCUUUGCUGUGCUUAACAACAAUGAAUUGUUUACAUGCCUUUUAAAUCUGUUGUAUGGUAAACUUUGUUGUAUGUCUUAUUUCCAUAUGAGAGCUGUUUUAUGAUAUACAGAAGUAUCUGUGGUUUGCAGCUAUUUCAGUCCUUUUUAUAUUACUUAUUAAACUGCCUUUCAGGAUUUUAUGUCCAGUUUCUGUGUCUUUCCAAAAUUUUGUUUAGAAUGUAGACAAUACAUUGGAUAUAUCAAACAAUGUAAUCUUUGUUUUUUUCAUCUUAAAAUUACGUUUUACUCUACAUUAUUUUAGAACCUCUGAUGUUAUACGCUUUUACAUUUUAUAUACAUUAGUAUAUAAGUAAUAUCUUCUUUGAAUAUUUCAGAAUAUUAAGUAGAUGUUUAGGUUUUAAAAUCUUUUUUUUUAAAAGAUAGUAUUUUUAUUCCUUUUUAUUUCAUGGAGUGAUUUUUUACCAGUCUCAGUUUUAUUCUAAGAAUAAAACAUAUGAAAAUACAGGUGGAUAUCGUGGAAAACGUGACCCCUGUGAUUGUAUUUUUGUAAUCUUUGUCAGCUUUUGAAAGAGUAACAGAAUGAUAUCAAAGCUGUGUACCUGCUGCUUUCUAUCAUGUAUCAAUAAAGCUGAUUUAACCCAAA